Messenger RNA from Teleopsis dalmanni, 736 nucleotides. RefSeq names its product semaphorin-2A-like. NCBI's taxonomy places the organism in Eukaryota, Metazoa, Arthropoda, Insecta, Diptera, Diopsidae. The transcript is spliced from 3 exons. The record is from RefSeq and is a predicted model, not a curated record. Gene Ontology annotation, molecular function: semaphorin receptor binding; chemorepellent activity. Gene Ontology annotation, biological process: axon guidance; negative regulation of axon extension involved in axon guidance; neural crest cell migration. Bases 149 to 736 code for a protein of 195 amino acids.
AGGCAAGUUUAAGGAGCAAGCCACAUCAAAUUCCGCCUGGUUGCCAGUACUGAAUUCGAAAGUUCCAGAACCACGUCCUGGCACUUGCACAAACGAUACCGCUGCACUGCCUGAUUCAGUGUUGAAUUUCAUACGUAAACAUCCGCUAAUGGAUAAGGCGGUCGAUCAUGAAUUUGGCAAUCCCGUCUUUUACAAACGUGAUGUUAUCCUAACCAAAUUGGUUGUGGACAAAAUUCGCAUAGAUAAACUUAAUCAGGAAUAUUUGGUAUACUUCGUCGGUACGAGUACUGGAUUAAUUUAUAAAAUCGUACAAUUCGUACGUUAUGGAAAUAGGCACUCAAAUUUGUUAGAUAUAUUUGAGGCAGCACAUAAUGAACCUAUACGUGAAAUGGGCCUUAGUCCCAAAAUUGGUUCCUUGUAUAUUGCUACCGAUCAUAUGGUCAAACAAAUCGAUGUAGCUAUGUGCAAAGUUCGCUAUGAUUCCUGUUUCCGUUGUGUUGCAGAUCCCUAUUGCGGCUGGGAUAAAGAAACUGGUACUUGCAAGUCUUAUCAGUUGGGUCUUUUACAAGACGUUGCUAAUGAGACUUCUGGCAUUUGUGACACAAGUGUUUUAAAGAAACGUAUAACAGCUUCAUAUGGACAGACAUUACAUUUGUCGUGCUUUGUGAAAAUACCGGAAGUACUGAGACAAAAAUCGGUGCGAUGGUAUCAUCACUCAAAUGAACGAGGACGGUAA